Molecule: messenger RNA, 2586 nt
Organism: Insectozyma verbasci
Lineage: Eukaryota; Fungi; Ascomycota; Pichiomycetes; Serinales; Debaryomycetaceae
Source: the annotation of a GenBank genome assembly
AUGAUAGCUGAUGUUGAUCUACUAGAACAACAGAAAGAGAAUAUAAAUCCAUUAAUAGGUGGUAGAUCAGCACUGAAAUUAACCAAAGUAUUCAAUGAUAAAUCAACAACAAAUUAUGAUCAACACAAGGCAAAAUUAACAUAUGAAAGAGAUCAAUUUGAAAAACUUAUAAAUGAAUCAGAAGAAUCUGAUGACCCAUUACAAUCAUAUAUAAAUUAUUUAAAUUGGAUUCAUGAUAAUUAUUCACAAGGUGCAAAUACAGAAAGUGGAUUAAUUAAUUUAUUAGAGAGGUGUACUUCAAGUUUCAGAGAUAUUUAUCAUUAUAAAAAUGAUCCAAGAUAUUUGAAAAUAUGGUUGGAAUAUACAAAUUAUUCAGAUUGUCCGCGGGAUAUAUUUGUUUAUCUAGCAAGAAAAGAAAUAGGGAAUCAAUUAGCAUUAUAUUAUGAAGAAUUUGCAAAUUAUCUUGAAUUGAAUGGUAAGAUUUCAGAUGCAGAACAAAUUUAUGAAUUAGGUAUACAAUCACAAGCAUUCCCCUUGAAUAGACUACAACGAUCAUAUUCCAAUUUCAAACAACGCAUACAAACAUUAAAUUUUUCACCAUCAAAAUCAAUACGGAAUGCAUUAAGUUUAAAAAGAGGAUCAAAUCCAAAUGAAGAAGAUCAACCAAUGUCUAAAAAAUCAAAAUUAAAUAUUUAUAAAGAUGAAGAACCACAAGAUCAAAGUAUAUUAUAUUCAAUUUUUGGUAAUGAUAUAGAUUUACAAUUGGGUUCUACUAAAUCAAGAGUGAAAGAAAAUAUAAUGAAUGCUAAAAAAUGGGCAGGUGAAAUACUAAAACAAAAAACAGAUAAAGCAAGUAAUGAGAAAAUUGAAAUAUUUCGAGAUCAACCUGAAACUAAACGAACUGUCUGUUUUGAUGAAAAUGAUAAAGCAUAUACAUUAAUUGAAUCAGUGGGGAAAAGAACAGAAAAAGUAAUGAUAAACAUGGAUUUAAUAUAUCAUGGAGAAGAAGAAAAUUGUCCUGCUGAAUUAUUAGCAAUGUCGAGAAGAAAUCAAAUCCCAGCAAUUUCUGAACCUACAUUAGUUGAAGAUGAAAAAACAUUCACAAUACCAUUAAAUGGUGAUACUACUUCAAAAAUUAAAACUCAAAAUGAACCUACAAUAACUAUGUUUUCAAAACUUGCAAAUCAUGAAGUUAUGAAUAUGUUUAAUGGAAUAGCUCAUGAUUAUAAUUUUGAAGAAGAGGAACAAAUAAAACAAGAUGAACCUACAAAUUAUGAUGGAUUCGUGACUGAGACAGUUGAAGUAAAGCAAAAUCAACAACAAGAGGAAAGAAUACCACCUACACCACCUACUGAACAAGAGGAAGAAGAAGAAGAAGAUCAUGAACAACAAAUUCAUGAACCUAGUUCUCCAUUCAUAACACAACCAGAUGAUCAACAAAUAAUAGAUCCCUUCAGUGAAUCACUCAAGAAAGAUAUACUCAAUAAAUUAUCAGUUCCAUUGACUGCUUAUCCUGGAUAUUAUGAUCGUUCAAGUAUAAAAGUAAAUCGAAUAGCCAAAUUUAAAGAAAUCACCCGCAAAAAUAAAUCAAUAAUGAAAGGAUCCCAAUCUGCAAUUAUAGAUUAUUGUGGUGAUGAUAUGUAUUGUUUAAUUCAUGAAUUAGGACAAGGUGGUUAUGGAUAUGUAUAUUUAAUAGAAACAGGAUCAAAUGGAAUUUUGAAAGCAUUGAAAAUUGAAACACCAUCAGCAAGAUGGGAAUUUUAUAUUCUACAUCAAAUACAUCGUCGAUUGAUAGACAAUUUCAAUGAUAAUAAUUAUUUCAUCCAAGCUGAAUCAUUAUAUUAUUUCGAAGAUGAAAGUUUUUUAAUUCUUGAUUAUUGUUCACAAAGUACUUUAUUAGAUGUUGUAAAUCAUUAUAAAUCAAGAGGAUCAAAUGUUGAUGAAAUAUUAAUUAUUUAUUUCACUAUUGAAUUAUUAAAAGCUGUCGAAAUAUUACAUAAUAUAGGUAUCUUACAUGGUGAUUUGAAAGCAGAUAAUGUAAUGGUAAGAUUUGAUUCAAUUGAAGAUUCAAAAUGGAGUGAACAAUUUGAUAAAUCAGGAGGAUACGGAUGGGAUAGAAAAAGCAUUAAACUAAUUGAUUUUGGAAGGGCAAUUGAUUUGACUAUAUUUCCUAAAAAUAGUAGAUUUAAAUCAAAUUUAUCGAAGGUAGAUGAACAAGACUGUCCACAGAUGAAUAAUGGUUAUUCCUGGAGUUAUGAAGCUGAUUAUUAUGGAUUAGCAAGUAUCAUACAUACUUUAUUGUUUGGAGAUUAUAUAAAGAUAAUAAAUCAAGGUGGUGUAAUUAAAUUAAAGAACUCGUUUAAACGAUAUUGGCAACAAGAUUUAUGGAAUGAAUUGUUUAAAUUACUACUUAAUCCAUAUUCACUAAAUGAAUUUUUUUAUGAACCUAAAACAAUUGAAUUACGACAAAUUAGAUUCAAAUUUGAAGAUUGGCUAGAAAGACAUUCAAAAAUGAGAUAUUUAAAGAAAACAAUAAGAGAAUUAGAAUUGGAAUUAAAUUUAAUUAAUAAAAAUAGAGUACAAUAA